AUGUCUGGUAUUGAUGCAAUUGAAGCAGUUAUCAAGAAUAAGCAUAUCUUUGAUAGCAAGCUCAACGCCCCCGGUAGUGAAGGAUAUGUCGAUGAGGUCCGUGCAUGGAUGAUUGUCAAAAAAAAGUAUCGUCCUUCACGUAUUCAGGAAGCG
Molecule: messenger RNA, 153 nt
Organism: Phytophthora nicotianae INRA-310
Lineage: Eukaryota; Oomycota; Peronosporomycetes; Peronosporales; Peronosporaceae
Exons: 1
Source: RefSeq, a predicted model, not a curated record